Messenger RNA from Caenorhabditis bovis, 339 nucleotides. Lineage: Eukaryota; Metazoa; Nematoda; Chromadorea; Rhabditida; Rhabditidae. The record is from the annotation of a GenBank genome assembly.
AUGGUAAUCAACAUCGAAAAAUAUUUAGACGCGUGGAUCGCGCGCGAGCGAAACAACUCGAAUGCCGACAAUGAGCGCAUCGACGUUUUGCUUCGAUUAAAACGACAAAUCAAAUACAACAAUCGAUUUUCGAUGGAGAAAAAGACGAAACACGAUUUGAAAUUGGAAUUGUUUCGCGUUUCGCAAAUCGCUGAAGGUGUCGACAAUCAGAUGCUGGAAUUUAUUAAGAACGUCGAGCGGCGAAUCGUGAACGAAGUGGUUGGCGAAGAGGAAGCUGAAAAUUGGUGUUUGGCGAUACAAUUCAUGGAAGAGAUUCUGGCGAAACGGACGUCGUCGUAG